Molecule: messenger RNA, 1593 nt
Organism: Cladophialophora carrionii CBS 160.54
Lineage: Eukaryota; Fungi; Ascomycota; Eurotiomycetes; Chaetothyriales; Herpotrichiellaceae
Exons: 1
Coding region: 1-1593 (530 amino acids)
Source: RefSeq, a predicted model, not a curated record
AUGACCGUGGUCAUGGAGCCCAAUCCCAUGCCAGGCACAUUCCUGCCUGACAACGACUUUUCUUUCCGCUGCGCGAAAUUCAAAGCAUCUCCGUUCCUGCCUCCAGAUCGCGAUACUCUAAACACCACCACCACCUCCUCCUCCUCCUCCUCCUCCUCCUCUUUCUCACAAAACUCUCAGUCAGGUUGUCGUCAGUCUGAGAUAAACACGUCUCGUUUCUCAGACGACCAGCGCUACAGCCGCAAGCGACCACGGCUCAAUACAGGAUCCCUUCAAGAUGCCGCUCACAAUCGUUCUACAUCGGCGCAUGGCGACGUUUCGAGUCCUUCACCUCUAGUCAACACAAACUACCGCAUCGCAGGCGGCCUCGACACCCCUACUGCUUCCAGAACGCAGCAUGAGGAAGACGCCCACGAAUUUGACUACGAGAUAGACUGCCGACCGAGCAGGUACAGCUCUCAAAACUCAUUGCACACCACAGACUCUUAUUUCCCGAAGACAUCCGCCCCAGAUCAGAGCCGGAAGAACAAGCGGAGACUGUCGCCGCCUUCGCCGCCAAUGAAGGGCUGGGGGAAGACAGUGUGGGCUUUCACUGGUGGUUUUGCCGGCAAAGUCAUCAACUUCUGCUGGAAUACGACUUUCAGUGGGUUCUAUGCCGGUGGUGGCGGUGGGUAUAAAUUCGAUACUGGAACGACUGGACCGGCCUCAAGCACUUGGGCCGAUGUUGGCACGAAAGGUGAUGGUUAUGGUAAUGGCUACAGCACCUAUUCGAGAAAAAUGGAUCAAGAGAUAACACCGCUGCCCGGGGGGUUUCCGGAUGAGAGUCCAGAAUUCAUCGAGGAUUACAUGUCCAAGUUAACUGUCGACCAAGAGGAGCACAAUGAUGUGACACCCCGUAAGGGUCGGCGAGAUGAGGCUCCGGCGACAUCACGCUACAAUAGCUGGGUGUUAGUCGAGGACAGCCACGGUACUUCCAGAUCGAGGGAAUCGAGCCCGGUCCGGAAAAAGUCCAGAGCCAGCACGGCGAAUCUCUAUGCGGCACGACCAUCAAACGUACCGCGGCAUCCGAGUCACACCCUGUGCCGUCCGUGUCUCACCCCCAGGUCGUCGACAGCAAGAUCAUCGGCUUCCUACGCCUCACCGCGCAAUUCAAUCAGCUCGAUUUCCACAACAAAGCACCAGCCACAUCAUGCAAUAACCUCAUUUCCCACAACCGAUCCCCAAGAAAAUACCGGAAGGCGCCAAUCAACACGUCCUAGUAGCAGUCACUCAAAUCGUGGCUCACCUGCCUCUCCAUGCCGGCAAUCCUCUGUGUCUCCAACAAGUCCCUCGCAGAAGCAGUCACCCGAGGUCCGAAAGUUCGAGCAAAAGAUGCGCAAAAAGGAGGCCAAGCAAGAUCAAACCAUGAAUCGCUUCAACUAUCGUCUACAGGCGAUGAUCAGGGAGGGCCAGGCCGCGCUAGGAAGUCGAGUUGAGGUUGAGAUGGGAGAUGAGGACGUCGACCUAGACGAGGGAUACUACGAGGAUAGAGACGUCAAAGGGGGCAUCAGAGCGUGGGGGACCGAGGAUGCCAGGCACUGGCCGCGGUCUUAG